AGUGGGUAGUUUGUUUGUGCAAUAACCAAGAAUGGCCACCACUGUUACUUGCUUAUCUUCUCCUCCUUUCACUUUCAAAACUCAGGAAUUGCUCUUCCCUUCCCAUUCUAACCCCCACCCACAUGACCGUUACGGUUGCUUGACCGCUGGUUCCCGCCGAAACUCAUACUCUCUGUGCAAACCUUCUCGUUCUUCAAGUUCAAGAUUAACUUCUCCAACUGUUAGAGCUGAAGCUGAUUCUUCUGUCAAUAAAGAGCCAAUGUUGCCUCCUUACAAUGUCCUCAUCACUGGUUCCACCAAAGGAAUUGGGUAUGCAUUGGCUAAAGAAUUUCUAAAAGCAGGUGACAAUGUUAUAGUUUGCUCAAGAUCAGCCGAGCACGUGGAAUCUGCCAUUCUGAGGCUGAGAGAAGAAUUCGGGGAGCAGCAUGUGUGGGGUACAAAGUGUGAUGUUAGAGAAGGGCAAGAUGUGAAAGAUUUAGUUGCAUUUGCACAAAAGAAUCUGAAAUAUGUUGAUAUAUGGAUUAAUAAUGCAGGAUCAAAUGCGUAUAGCUAUAAACCCCUGGCAGAAGCUUCAGAUGAAGAUCUGAUUGAAGUUGUCACCACAAACACUCUUGGUUUGAUGAUUUGUUGUCGAGAGGCAAUGCAAAUGAUGCAUAACCAACCCCGAGGGGGUCAUAUUUUCAACAUCGAUGGAGCUGGUUCAGAUGGAAGACCUACACCCAGGUUCGCUGCAUAUGGGGCGACUAAACGCAGUGUGGUGCAUUUAACAAAAUCUUUACAGGCAGAAUUGCAGAUGCAGGAUGUUAAAAACGUUGUGGUGCACAAUUUGUCUCCAGGAAUGGUGACAACUGAUCUUCUCAUGUCUGGUGCUACUACAAAGCAGGCCAAGUUUUUCAUCAAUGUUUUGGCAGAACCGGCUGAAGUGGUUGCUGAGUAUCUUGUUCCUAGAAUCAGAUCGAUUCCUGCCAAUGGAUCAACAAAAUCAACUUACCUACGUUUUCUCACUGGAGUGAAGGCCUAUUCUCAGAUAUUCUCAAGAAUUGCUUUUGGUGCAAGAAGAAAUAGAUAUGUUCUUGAAGAGUGACAAGUUUUGGAGUCUGGAGAUGAAAUGUGUAUUUUUUUAUUUUUUUAUUAAUUUUUUUGGAAUGUACAUUACUAGAUUUGUUGUAACAUUAUCUUAUCUUAGUGUAGAGCAUUUAGGUGAUGGUGGUUAAGAUUAAUUACCCCUAAUUUAAUUCACAUUAAAGCUUGUGAUAUUUUGGGAGAUAUC
Molecule: messenger RNA, 1270 nt
Organism: Pistacia vera
Lineage: Eukaryota; Viridiplantae; Streptophyta; Magnoliopsida; Sapindales; Anacardiaceae
Product: chlorophyll(ide) b reductase NOL, chloroplastic
Exons: 13
Coding region: 32-1084 (350 amino acids)
Molecular function (GO): oxidoreductase activity
Source: RefSeq, a predicted model, not a curated record